ACCGGUAAAUAGGAGGCGACGAGUACGAUAAUCUGGUAACGUUGCCUGACACUUGCCUCGACGCCCCUCCACUUAUCGUGUUUGCAGCCAUGAUGGACGGAAUGGAGGAAGUGCUGCACAGUGAGACCAACGGCACCAAGAGCGGGAGGUCUGACACUGUUGACCUGAAUGACAGCUCUCUGCAGGUGGACAUCUCAGAUGCCUUGAGUGAGAGGGAAAAAGUCAAGUUCACCGUCCAUACCAAAACCACCCUGCCAGACUACAACAAGCCAGAGUUCUCCGUGGUGCGGCAACAUGAGGAGUUCAUCUGGCUGCAUGACCGCUUUGAUGAGAAUGAAGAUUAUGCCGGCUUCAUUAUUCCUCCCCCACCACCUCGACCAGACUUUGAUGCCUCUCGGGAGAAGCUUCAGAAACUUGGGGAGGGUGAGGGCAGCAUGACCAAAGAGGAGUUCAGCAAAAUGAAGCAGGAACUGGAAGCGGAAUACUUGGCAACCUUCAAGAAGACAGUAGCAAUGCAUGAGGUGUUCCUCACCAGAUUAGCUCAACACGUUGUGUUCAGAAAUGAUCACAAUUUCAAAGUGUUCCUAGAAUAUGAACAAGAUCUGUCAGUCAGAACGAAAAACAAGAAAGAAAAGGUUGAGGGUCUGUUUAAGAGUUUCAAUAAGUCAACGGAUGAGAUUCUUUUGGCGGCAACACAAAAGGAUGUUGACGACUACUUUGAGCGUGAGAAAACCUUCCUUCUGGAGUACCACACGGCCAUCAAGGACACCACCCUCAAGGCAGACAAAAUGACCCAAUCUCACAAAAAUGUUGCUGACUCCUACAUCAAACUUUCUUCUGGCUUCUCUCAGUUGGGGACAAUUGAGGGGCCAAGAUUGGAGAAGUUCAUCAAUAAGGUGGCGGACACGUUUGAAAAGGCUCGGAAGGUGGAAGGAAGGGUGGCCUCAGAUGAAGACCUCAAACUUUCCGACACACUGCGUUACUACGUAAGGGACGGAAGUGCCGCCAAAGACCUCCUCUACCGCCGCCUCAGGUGUCUCGCCAACUAUGAGCAAGCUAAUAAGAACCUGGACCGUGCCCGAGCCAAGAACAAGGAUGUCCAUGCUCCGGUGGACGUUGCUGAUGCUGAGCUUGCCCAGCAGAAUGCUUGUGAGAAGUUUGAACAUAUUUCAAGCAAAGCCAAAGAGGAACUGAAUGAUUUCAAGACACGUCGUGUAGCAGCAUUCAAGAAGAACCUCAUUGAGUUAGCAGAACUGGAACUGAAGCACGCCAAGGCACAAGCUCAACUUCUGAAGAGCUGUCUACAGAGCCUACCAGAAGAGUGACACAACCUUCAGUUCAAGGAGCAAGAAGAGGAGUCCAAUUCAGCCUCAGAGAAGAAAAUGCUUACCUUGUAUCACGUGUCUGGUCUACAAAAUGGUUCUGUUGGUAUGAGUUUAAUUAGUAUCACAUGCAAACACUAAUGAACCAAGGAGUGAGUGAUAAGUAUGCAAGAGGAGUGUUGUCUGCAUGUGAUGGCUGAGAUGGGUGGCACACAACUUGACAGGGGACAUUAUUGCUGUGAUCUCCAUGAUUGCAUGUUCUAAAGGGAAUACUGUGAUUAUCAGUGAUUGUUUUGAAAUGUGAUGCAAAUGGUGCCAAGUGUGUGUGUGUGUGUGUGUGUGUGUAUCUGCGUGUGUGUGUGUGUGUAUUCAUACAUAUGACAUGCCACAUCUACCUUACUAUGCGUGAAUUAGCAGUAAUGCAGAUAUCCUAUGCUGAUCAAGGAUAAAUUUUGGAGGGAUUUCCUUAAAAAAUUAUUCUGACUGGUGUGGAUCUAUGGUUAUAAAAGAGAGUGGGCAUAAUUAAGUCCCUUCCUGAGAGGGUUUGCAUUACAACAGCAUGUAUUGGCUUGAGAGUAUUAGGAAAACAUAAUUGACAGAAGCUCAGCCUUUUGGGGAGGUAGCACGUUGAAGUGUUAAUAUUAUUGCCACGUCUUGGAAACAGUUCUUGAAUAUAUUAUUUCCUGGUGCAUAGCUUGUCAUUUUGUAUAGUUAUUAGUAGGUUUAAUCCAUUCAGAGAUCUGAUGUUGGUCCCUAUAGUGAUUGCUUCUUGCCAGGAGAGCUACAGUGGACUGGAGAGAGAAUACAGAGUCAGGUGUAUUUUCCAGAAAAUUGAAAUGACCUGAGUAUUCUAAAGCAUCACAUAUUUUCUUACGCAGUGUUCCUCAGAGUUAUUGUACAUCUGGUUUGUAUAUAAAUAUAUAAAUAUAUAAAUAUAUAUAUCUUACUAUUCAAGAUAGGAUGUACAACUGUGGUAGGGCUGUUUUGCACGAAUGCCUUAUCAUGCAUCUAUCCUGACACUUACCCUAAGCAAAGGUUUUCAGUCUAUCUAGGACCCUUGAGACAGUUUAAGUUUGUUGUGUUGAGGGAGGCCGUUCACCCAAAGCAAGUUACAAGAUGCCUCCAGUCACGUUUUUCUCUUGAGAGGGGAGUCAAGCCAUUCAUCAUGUCCCGGGUUGCUAAACACCUUCACACAGUAUUACUCCUAAGGCAGUCUGCUAGCCGACCCUCACCUCACAAAACAUCUCCAUUCACAGUGUCAGAGAAUCAACAUUUAUAUCAUAUUUCACGAUUCUAACGUGCUACACACAGAGGAAGGAUCCUUUGCUCAAUUCAUGUUAUUUUCAGAAUUUAUUCAGUCCAUAAUCCUAAUUAUUUGUUGCAUCUAAUAGUUGUAGCUGAAUCUUUUUGAGUUGUCAUAUAUUCUUUCUAUCAGUUGUUGAGUACAUAUAUAUGUAUCAUUUUGAAUUGUAGACGUAUCACUUGAGAAGCGUGAUCAACCGAGUCCUGUGCAAGAUUCACAGUGCGUAAUCUAUAUAUUUUGUUUACAGUAGGAAAUGAAGGGAGAUAGCAGGAUAGAGAGUAGUGAUAUUGAUAAAGAAUGCCAUGGUGAUGCAGAAGAGCAGGAAGAUGGUAAUCAUAUUUUUUGUACUAUCAGUUCUGUGAGCACCACACGACUCAGUUCAUGACAUUUCUCCCGGGGUGGUGCAGCCAGUAACCUUAUUGCUGUUGAUUAUGAAUUUGAAAAUUUUUACUGCAUACUGAAAUCUUUAAAAUUUGUUAAGGUUUUUAUAUGUGAUUUAAGAAAUGUAUGUAUAAAGAAAUUUCGGGAUAUGAAUUAUAGGUAUUGUUAUAUACUUGC
Molecule: messenger RNA, 3183 nt
Organism: Eriocheir sinensis (Chinese mitten crab)
Lineage: Eukaryota; Metazoa; Arthropoda; Malacostraca; Decapoda; Varunidae
Gene: Snx6
Product: sorting nexin-6-like
Exons: 13
Coding region: 90-1325 (411 amino acids)
Biological process (GO): phagosome-lysosome fusion involved in apoptotic cell clearance
Molecular function (GO): phosphatidylinositol binding
Source: RefSeq, a predicted model, not a curated record